Copidosoma floridanum is the source of this 516-nucleotide messenger RNA. RefSeq lists its product as uncharacterized. NCBI's taxonomy places the organism in Eukaryota, Metazoa, Arthropoda, Insecta, Hymenoptera, Encyrtidae. The record is from RefSeq and is a predicted model, not a curated record.
UUUAUAAUUGUUAAAAAAAUGACUUUGAUAUUCUUUAUUAUUCUAAACAUCAGUUUUAUGUUUGCUGGUCCAAUGGUUGUACAAUUAAAUGGAAAUAAAUACUAUAUAUCGUCGAUGAGCCCAUCUGAAAUUCAGUUAAACUAUUUUGUAGCAUGUAAUUUUUGUGAAAAGCUUGGAUUAAGAUUAGUGUCACUACAAACUUUAGAAAAGACCAGAGCCUUGAUAGAACUUUUAAAAAAUGGACGAGGAACAGAAUAUAAUUUUUGGAUUUUAAGAGAAAGUAAUGUCUUUGUCCAUCAAAGUUGGAUGACACAUGAACAGUCACUUAUUCAAACUCUUCACUAUAAGGAUAACACUACUCGUGAAAAGACUAAAACAAGUUUCAAAGAUUUGGUACAUAUCAGUCCCUACUACAAUACCAACAUUCUUAGUAUUAUCUUCAACAUCUACCUCGUCAUCAUUAUCAAUCAAAGAGCUCACAACAGCAUAAAAAUAGAGCGCUUGCUUUUCACCUAG